CUGGAAUCCUUAGCCAGGAUUCGGAGCUAUGGUGGGGGUCGAAGCGCAGCUACACAGCCUGUAACCAGAGAACGAGCCAGGAGGCGCUCCACCUCGAGGAUGGGCAAAGUGCCCGGCCAGGGCAGCAGGCAAUGAUUCAGAAUGCAAUCAAUGGCCACAACAUGCACAGAGGACAGGAUCCAGCAUGCCUUAGAACGGUGCUUACAUGGGCUCAGCGUCAGCCGGGGUACUGCCACCUGGACAGCUGGGUUGUGUCUAAACUGUUGGAGCCUGCAAGAGCUGGUCAGCAGAGACCCAGACAACUUCCUUAUCCUCCUGGAGCAGAUCCUACAGAAAACCACAGAGGUCCAAGAAAAAUGCAGCUAUGAUCUUCUGGCUCCCCUAGCUCUGCUCUUCUACUCUACAGUCCUUUGUACCCCUCACUUCCCACCAGACUCAGACCUCCUUCUGAAGGCAGCUAAAACCUACCACAGAUUCCUGACCUGGCCCAUUCCUUACUGCAGCAUCUGUCAGGAACUUCUCACCUUCAUUGAUGCAGAACUCAAGGUACCAGGCAUCAACUACCAGCGACUAGUAAGGGCAGAACAAGGACUGUCCAUCAGAAGCCACCGGAAUUCCACUGUCACCGUACUACUUUUGAAUCCCCUGGAGGUACAGUCUGAGUUCUUAUCUGUGGCCAAUAAGAUGAGCUUCCCAGAACCUUCCCCUCACAGUGCCUAUGUAACACUGCUGCAGCAUGCUUACCAGGCCACCUUUGGGGUAUGCUGUGACCUGGCCCGCCUACACCACAUGCUUCAGUCCAAGACUCUAACUGAACUGGAGGCCAUCUUCGAGGAGACUACAGAGGCUCAGGAACUGGCAUCCGCCAUCAGAGACCCUAAGGAGGCCCGGCAAUGGCUGAAAGCCAAGCUGAAAGCUGUAGGAGAGAAGGCGGGCUUCCCCCACAUCUCAGAGACAGCUCAGCCAUGUAAGCUGUAUACCAUCCCCAUUCCAGUAGCCAGGUGCUACACCUGUAGUUGGAAUCAGGACAGCUUUGACAUCCUAAAGGAGAUCCUGCUUAAGGAACGGGAGUUGUUCCAGCCAGAGACCCUUGAGGAUGAAGAAGAGGAAGACUUGGAGGAAGAUAGAUGCUUUCUUGAGAGGGACUCCCUACUUUCUACCACUUUGGAAUUGAAAAGGUCAACAGCCUCACUCCAAUCCUCUGUCCCUGGCCUCUCAAGCCAACUAUUGACCUCUUUUGUCUCAGGCCUCUCAGACUACAUGGACAGUGGCUACAUGGAAGACAGUGAUGAAAGUUCCCCUGAUCGGCCUCGGAAGGCAGAAAGCCAGGAGGAACAAGAACCCCAAAGACCUGGGAGAAAGUUAAACAGAAUCUAUAAACUCUUUAAGGGCAAGAGCCAUAUGGUGCUUCGGAGAGACUCUCAGAGCCCUGUGAAAGGGACUGGCUCAGUCACGCUCCCUCUUCGACGGACAGGGAGUCUAUGCAGCCCUUUGAACAUGCCUUCACCACCUGCUUCCUGUUCCCAACGUUCCCAUUCCCUUCCCCACCACAUGUUGGAGAGCCAGCUUUCAAACUGGCUCCACCCCACAGCCACACAUCAUCGCCAUCGGAGGCCCUUCCUUAGUGGCGAUGAGGACUCUAAGGCCUCCACACUGCGUGUUGUGGUCUUUGGCUCCGACCGGAUAUCAGGGAAGGUUGCCCGUGCUUACAGCAAUCUCCGGAAGCUGGAAAGCAGUUGCCCACUCCUGACACGCUACUUCAAGCUCCAGUUCUUCUAUAUCCCAGUAAAACGAAGUUAUCAGUCUACAUCUAGUACCUCUCCUGCUCAUCCAAACCAGUCACACCUCUUGUCCACAGAUUCCCUAAGGCAUCUCACUCCAGGGGACAUUCCCCUGGCCUCCUGGGAGGACAGCACCAAUGACAUUUCCCAUUACCUCGGAAUGCUGGAUCCCUGGUAUGAGCGCAACGUGCUGGGGCUGAUGCACCUGCCCACUGACGUCUUGUGCCAGCAGACUUUGAAGACUGAGGCUGGGCCACUGGAGAGUACCCAGGAGCAGCUGCCCAUCCUGGCAGACAUGCUGCUUUAUUACUGCCGUUUUGCCACAAGACCAGUCCUGCUGCAAGUCUAUCAGACAGAGUUGACCUUCAUCAGUGGGGAGAAGACAACAGAAAUUCUUAUCCACUCCCUGGAGCUGGGUCACUCUGCAGCUAUCCGUGCUAUCAAGGCUUCUGGUCCAGGCAGUAAACGGCUGGGCAUUGAUGGAGACCGAGAAGCCAUUCCACUUACACUACAGAUAAUCUACAGCAAGGGGGCCAUUAGUGGACGGAGCCGCUGGAACAAUAUGGAGAAAGUGUGCACCUCUGUCAACCUUAAUAAGGCCUGCCAGAAGUUGGAGGAGCUAGAUUCUAACAUGGAAUCUCUGACCUUGACCCUGACUGAGGUGGUGAAGAGACAGAACUCUAAGUCCAAGAAGAGCUAUAACCAGAUCAGCACAUCACAAAUUAAAGUGGACAAGGUGCAAAUCAUUGGCUCCAACAACUGCUCCUUUGCUGUUUGUCUGGAUCAGGAUGAGCGAAAAAUCCUACAGAAUGUAGUCAGGUGUGAAGUCUCUCCCUGCUACAAAUCUGAGAACAGCAGCCAUUGCCCACAGUCUCAAAGACUUUCCUUCCUGCCACCUCAAAACUCACCGGACCUCUGCUCCUUCCUGUGUUUGCCCAUCAUGACCUUCAGUGGAGCUCUGCCCUAACAGCAAACUCAAGACCUUCAUCUGGAUUUUCACAUCACAAGGAAGCAGGGACCCCCACCUCCCAAUCCAGAGAACCAGGACUGGCAGUUGUGGCUCUUCCUUCAGACGACAGAAUUCACUAUCAGUCAGUCAGUUUCCACAUAGGAUCCUGAGAAUGUUUUUGGUUUUUUCCCAGCAAGAGAAGGAAAGAAACCUUUAGCCCUGGAGGGAGAGAGUGCCUUCUCCUCAUAUAAGUAUGAUUUAUAUGGGAGGGGGAAGAGAGGGUGUGAAGGUGGUAAGGGAGACAUGGAUCAAGUCCAUCUUCCCUUCUGACCACGUAGGUGAGGGACUCUUGGCAGGUCAUUUAGCCUCUCUCUGGGUCUAUAAAAUGGAGAAUACCUUACCCUCCCUAAAGCUAGGCACCUGAAACAUAUAAUCUGGCUUUAAAAUCAAUGAUUUUGUCUUGGGGCGUGGCUGUUCUGUGCCUUGGCUGUUGUAUAGCCUUUGAAUGCUAGUCCUCUCAUCUUGCGUUCCAGACUCUGGGUUGCGGGGCCUGGAAGAGAAUGCAGAACCAAUAGUGAGGAAAUUGUGUCCCAGAAGGAUAUUCAGGUCCCACCCUGCUGCCUUUUUAGACUUCUGUUCUCUGAAGAGUUGCAUAUCAAGGUUCUAACAGGAGCAUAGCAUUAUUUUAAGGGUUGGAGGAGAUAUGAAAUAUGGAAGAAGUUUACAUUACAGUUGGAGAGACAAGAUAAUAUGACAUACUUUAUGUGCAACAGUAGAUUAAUAAUAUGGUUAAAUAAAUAGUAAUUAAGAAUAUAGUGAGGAAUUAAGGUACUUCAUUGUAACUAUAAACAAACUAUAAUGGAGAGUUUGGUCUAAGGCAGCUCCAUCUUGGCCUGAUCCAAGGGGAUUUAUUAGAAAACACCAAAAAGAGCUCGUUAUACCAAAGCUUCACCUGUUUCAAGGUCCUAUACCACAAUUCUAGAGCUUUGUAUUUAGAUUCUAUUGUAAUGUAUCACCUUUUAUGUACAAAGGGUCUACCUAAUGUACUUUAUGUUCCUUUCCCAUAGGCCCUCUUGGUAGAAAGAGGACUUCAAACCAGAAUGAUUAGCCUGGAAAAAAAAAAAAACAGUUGAAGGACUAUCAUGUGAAAGAGGGUCUGAGGGACUAGGAUUGUUUUAUUUGACCACAGACAGCAGAACCAGGAGCAAUGGGUAGAAGUUGUUGAGAGGCCAAUUUUAGCAUUAGCUGAGAAAAUGUUUCCUAAAAGAACUCUACACGCAAUAGGUACUUAAUAAUGUUUAUUGUAUUCCAAUGUACAUACAGUAGAAACAUGACAUAGUGGAUAGAGUCUGGAAGACUUACAUUCAAGUCCUGCCUUUGAUAUAUCCCUGACCCUAAGCACAUCAUUUAACCUCUCAGCGCCCCUAGGCGACCUCUAAAACACUUAAGUUCCUGGACAGUUGCCAAUCUUCUAUUGUUGAGGGAAUUUUCAUGGAAGAAUUCCCUAUGCCAAGAAGAUUGCAGGUCCAUUAAAAAAAAAAAAAGUAACCAGAAGUGAAGUAGACUCCCUUGGGUGGUAGGGACUUAUGCAUCUCUGGUGGACUUCGUGCAGAAGCCAUAUAACCACUUGUAAGAGCUGAUAUAGAGGAGAUAGAGGAGAGCCCUUCCUAGGUAUGGGUUGGAUUAGAUCAAAUCACCUUAAACUUUUUCUACUUGUGACCCCUUUUUGCCUGAGAUUUUUACGUGACCCCAGGUAUGUAGGUAUAUAAACUAGGUAUACAUAACCUUUUACUGUUGCCAAAUUUUUCCCAACCCCCACAUUAGGUUACAGGAUCCCAUAUUGGGGUCACAAUCCACAGUUUAAGAAGUUAGGGAUGAGAUGACAUAUGAUUUCCCUUUCACUUCUGAGAUUCUGUAAAUUCUGAUGGAAUUUAAAACUAAAAGACUAUGUUUUAAUUGAGGAGCUAAAUCUUGAAGGUGGAGAGUAGACUUUAGAUAGGCAAAGGAAGGGCAAGAAUAGGGAGGAAUAAUGUGAGUAAUGUCCACGUGCAGUAUUUCUUCUCUAAUUCUGAGUAAUUUUUAUGUCUAUUUAAUUCAAGUGUUCUUUAUUAAAGUGUCGAGUUUAUGUCAGGAACUGUACUGUUGCUGGAAAUACAAAUGUGGUAUGAACAUGACACCCAGUCUCUUCACCCUCUCACCCUUUUCACUCUCUCUGGGCUGUAUCACCCAAUUUGCACUGUUCUGGCAUUUCCAGAGGAGUAAACACUGCUAUAACUCAUUCUUUCAUGCAUCUAGAUGUUACCCUGAUUGGGAAAAUACACUUCUCCUACUGUACACUAUAGCUGCUGAACAUCCACCAUUGUGCUUCCCCAUUUAACCAUCAGCCAAUUUACCUUCAUUAACUCUUAGAAACACAAAGUGAAGCAGGAUUAAUAACAUAGCAUCCCACCAAGGAACACUCAGUGUCAGUGUUGUGGACACAACCUUGGUGAGCACAAACUUAAAAGAACCUCAGCAAAAAGGCACAGGUGUAGGUAAUGGUUGUGCCUGGAGCAACAUCUCUCUUGACAACAAUGUGUGCAACAAUUCACUGAUGGGUGGGGCCUUUUGUCUCCUAGCAGCUCCACUUGAGUUAAUCCUUUUCUGGGCUUCCAAGGUAGUAUCAUGCUCUUUCCACAAAAACAGAGACCUUGAACCUGGGAUCUUCAGAACUUCCUCAUGUCUGCUCCUUUGGCUAGACUGAAGAGUUUUCAUCUGUCAGGCAGUAAGGGACUAUGCAGCUAAAUGCAAAAGUAAAAACCUUUCUUCCUCAAAUUAGCCUUUCCAAGCAGUACAUGAAUGAAUGAAUGAAUGAAUGAAUGAAUGAAUGAAUGAAUGAAUGAAUGAAUGAAGCAUUUAUUAAACACUAUGGGCAAGAGUAAGCUCUUAGAACUCAUGACAUGAUCACGCCAAAAA
This is a messenger RNA of Dromiciops gliroides (monito del monte), 5685 nucleotides long. It is a transcript of the gene PIK3R5, whose product is annotated as phosphoinositide-3-kinase regulatory subunit 5. The transcript has 19 exons. Gene Ontology annotation, cellular component: phosphatidylinositol 3-kinase complex, class IB. The coding region runs from base 142 to 2748 and encodes 868 amino acids. Gene Ontology annotation, biological process: positive regulation of MAP kinase activity; G protein-coupled receptor signaling pathway. NCBI's taxonomy places the organism in Eukaryota, Metazoa, Chordata, Mammalia, Microbiotheria, Microbiotheriidae. Gene Ontology annotation, molecular function: 1-phosphatidylinositol-3-kinase regulator activity. The record is from RefSeq and is a predicted model, not a curated record.